UUUCAAUAAUCAUAAGGCGUUAUCACUCUUACAUUCUAGAUUUCGAUGGAUCCAGGUGUUUCUCAGUUAGCGAUUGAAUGCCAACAUAUAAGUAAUGUGACGAAAGAACUCGAGUUUCUCUCACUAUUGCUCACACACGCUACAUCUUACAAUAGUAUGGAAAUCAAUAAUUUAAAUAGCAAUAUGCCUGAAACAAGCGGCAUGAAAACAUUCUUCAGGAUUUUAAGUCGUAUAUGCAGGGAUUGUGGAGGCAUUUGGACAGUAAACGAAGAGUUGGACUGGUUGGUAUUCUAUUUAUUUGCUCGUUGCUAUGGAUGGAGCGACAUUGAUUUAAAUGAUGUGCGAUCCCAGAUGCUGGUACCAUCAACGGGACAUAGGUAUAGAAACGUAUCAAAAGAUGAAGAGCUGAGAAUGAAAGAUAAAGUCAUCCAAAUCACCACGGAGCUAAUUUAUUUGAUAAGAAGUCUUCCCCUUUCUCUGGCUGGUUUAAAAAUGCUCAUCAGUUCUAUGAAUUUAGCUCGUGGAAUGCACCAUACUCGAAAGCAAAUAGCGUUACAUGCUAUCGAUUGGUUGACGUUUGGAUUACAAACGGAUGGGGGAGGUGUGAAGGCAACUACAAGUCCUAGAUUCACUCAGAAAAUUUCUACAACACAGCCAUUUCUACCAGAAGAUUCAACUCCAGAAAGCAUGUUUAUGACGGUAAAAGACCUUAUUUGGAAUUGUUGUACCGAUAAUAAUCGUAGUAUCCGAAUAGGGACUUUGGGACCAUUAUAUAUCCUGUUUGGAGAACUUUCGACAAAUACUAUUAUACGAUUGAUCAAGCUAUCAGUUGAGGAUAAAACUAAUAUUGUUUAAGUAGUGGAUACCUUUAAAUGGAAUGACAGUUGUAGUAAUCAUGCUAACCUUCCGAAUUCUUUAGUACACUGCAGUCUGUAUUAAAAAUCGAUGAAUUGGGUACCUUUUGAUUGUCGUUUAGGACAGUUUCCUGUGACAAAUAAUGUUCAUUGUGUCGGUAUACUGACAAAUAUAGAGAUUACAAUAUAUUCGGAUCCGCU
This is a messenger RNA of Schistosoma curassoni, 1055 nucleotides long. The record is from the annotation of a GenBank genome assembly. NCBI's taxonomy places the organism in Eukaryota, Metazoa, Platyhelminthes, Trematoda, Strigeidida, Schistosomatidae.